Messenger RNA from Microcebus murinus (gray mouse lemur), 3014 nucleotides. The record is from RefSeq and is a predicted model, not a curated record. NCBI's taxonomy places the organism in Eukaryota, Metazoa, Chordata, Mammalia, Primates, Cheirogaleidae.
GUGCAUGACAGUACUUAAAACCUGGGGAGGAAUUUUGAUUUUAACCUGAGGGCAAUGAGAAAACAAUUAAGAGGAUUAAACUGGAGAGUAACUUGAUUAGUCUAGCAUCUCAGAAGAAUAAUUUGGACUGUAGUGUGCAGCCCAGAUUGGAGGAGACUAGACGCGGAUGAACGAGACCAGUUAAGACACUGUUGCAAUGAUCCAGGUAGAAAAAUGCUAGUAGCCUGGACUGUGGUAGUGACGUGGGUGGGAGAGGAUUAAGUGAAUCACUGAUUCCUCAGCAAAUGAGUACACCUAGCUCAGCCGCUGAGGCAUUCAAAGAUGAAUGAAUGAAGGAAGGAAUGAUACAUGAACAUUUCAUGUGUGACUGCCUGCAUGAAUCAAUGCGGAGUGAAGGUGUGUAUUCCGGAAUAAGUGCAUGCAUGUGGAAGCAAAGGCCCAGGUGGGCUGGUGCUUGAUGGGAGACGUGCCAAGCUCCAGAAGGCCAUCCCAGAUGGUCACGGGGGGAGGAACUGCCCCUCCAGGACCGGUCGGAAGGAUGAAGCUCUUUGAAGUACAGGCUGACAGGGAUGGCAGAUGGAUUAGUGAGUGUGACUCAGUCAGGAGAUGGUGGGCUGGUCCCAGAUUCCAAAAGUGUCUGACCCUCAUGAAGCAGGCUGUGGCUGUGGAGGGCCCAGAGGCCCUGGGUGUGGUGUUCCUGGAAGGUCUGGGCAGGAGAGCCCUGAAAGCAAUGGAGGGUGUCUGGGGGAAAGCAGGCCUUCCCUGAGCCUCUGCCAGUGUCGGGUGCCCACUGGAGACCUUAUUCCUGAGGGUCUGAGGUGGGGGCAGGUGAUAGGAGAGGCAGUGACGACUGCUAGAAGCUGGAUGGCCAAGAAGAACCCCUCCCGUUGGGUGUCUGUGGGCCCACCUCAUUUGCAAGCGGAGGCGGUGAGGCACCUUGCCUGAAUAACUCUCACAGCAGGUGUGCAGCCACCUUGGCGUAACCACGCCCACUCCCAGCCCCUGUGUGUCUGGUUGCCCAGCAGCCUGGGUCUUGGGACUGCCUGUCCCUCAGUGCUGCCUCUUGGACCAGUCAGGAUUCCUGGUUUCCCUGGCAACGGGAAGCACGUCAGCAGCCUGGGCGCUCCCAGCCGGUCCUGGUGCUGCGGUUGCCGAGGAGACGCUGCAGCCUAGCUGGGCCCUGGCAGAUUCCUUCUGGAACCCCAACGCCUUCGAGACGGAUUCCGACCUGCCGGCUGGAUGGAUGAGGGUCCAGGACACCUCAGGGACCUACUACUGGCACAUCCCGACGGGAACUACCCAGUGGGAACCCCCUGGCCAGGCCUCCCCCUCACAGGGGAGCAGCCCCCAAGAGGAGUCCCAGCUCACCUGGACAGGCUUUGCCCAUGGAGAAGGCUUUGAGGAUGGAGAGUUCUGGAAGGAUGAACCCACUGAGGAGGCCCCGAUGGAGUUGGGACUGAAGGACUCCGAGGAGGGAACAUUGCCCUUCCCAACUCAGAGCCUCAGCCCAGAGCCAUUGCCCCAAGAGGAGGAGAAGCUUCCCCAACGGAAUGUCAACCCAGGGAUCAAGUGUUUCGCCGUGCGCUCCCUCGGCUGGGUGGAGAUGACCGAGGAGGAGCUGGCCCCUGGACGUAGCAGUGUGGCAGUCAACAAUUGCAUCCGUCAGCUCUCGUACCACAAAAACAAUCUGCAUGACCCCAUGUCUGGGGGCUGGGGGGAGGGAAAGGAUCUGCUGCUACAGCUGGAGGACGAGACGCUGAAGCUGGUGGAGCCACAGAGCCAGGCACUGCUGCAUGCCCAGCCCAUCGUCAGCAUCCGCGUGUGGGGCGUCGGGCGGGACAGUGGCAGAGAGAGGGACUUUGCCUACGUAGCUCGCGAUAAGCUGACCCAGAUGCUCAAGUGCCACGUGUUUCGCUGUGAGGCACCCGCCAAGAACAUCGCCACCAGCCUGCAUGAGAUCUGCUCUAAGAUCAUGGCUGAACGGCGCAAUGCCCGCUGCUUGGUAAAUGGACUCUCUCUGGACCACUCUAAACUCGUGGAUGUCCCUUUCCAAGUGGAAUUCCCCGCACCUAAGAAUGAGUUGGUACAGAAGUUCCAAGUCUAUUACCUGGGGAAUGUGCCUGUCGCUAAACCUGUUGGGGUGGACGUCAUUAACGGGGCUCUGGAGUCAGUCCUCUCCUCUAGCAGCCGUGAGCAGUGGACCCCAAGUCACGUCAGCGUGGCCCCUGCUACCCUUACCAUCUUGCACCAGCAGACAGAGGCAGUGCUGGGGGAAUGUCGGGUGCGCUUCCUCUCCUUCCUGGCUGUGGGCAGAGAUGUCCACACGUUUGCAUUCAUCAUGGCUGCCGGCCCAGCCUCCUUUUGCUGCCACAUGUUCUGGUGCGAGCCCAAUGCUGCCAGCCUCUCGGAGGCUGUGCAGGCCGCGUGCAUGCUUCGCUACCAGAAGUGUCUGGAUGCCCGCUCGCAGGCCUCCACCUCCUGCCUCCCAGCACCCCCUGCUGAGUCUGUUGCCCGGCGUGUAGGCUGGACUGUCCGCAGGGGUGUUCAGUCGCUGUGGGGCUCUCUUAAGCCCAAACGGUUAGGGGCCCAUACCCCAUGAAGAAGCCCCCACCCUCCCUCCACCUGCUUGUGUCGGGCCCCUGGGAACUAACGGGUAUGGGGCAGGGAGGGGCCAUAGAGGCUAUUCCUAGGCCUCAGGCCCCCCCCCAGAGCUGCCCCUCCCCAGUAGCUGGGGUUCCCUGCCUAGGGCCUGGGGAGGGAGAAAUCUAAUCCCUUCAAGGAAAGUGGUAACACUGGAGUGAUGACAAGAGGAGCAGGAAGCAAGGCCAGCCCCAGGCUCUCCAUCCCCGUGUGUUUCAGGUGGAGCAGGAGGAGCUGGUCCAGGCCAGGUCUCAUCCUCCUAGGGCCCAGCAAGGACAGAAGGGAGGGGACUGGUCUAGUCAUGGGUCCCUUCCCCACUGGUCUGUGGGCACCUCUGCUGUACUGAUAUCACUAAUAAAGUCUGUCUGCACUGC